Messenger RNA from Phaeoacremonium minimum UCRPA7, 3501 nucleotides. Its product is annotated as putative stag domain-containing protein. Gene Ontology annotation, molecular function: chromatin binding. The record is from RefSeq and is a predicted model, not a curated record. Gene Ontology annotation, cellular component: nucleus; cohesin complex; chromatin. The transcript is spliced from 3 exons. NCBI's taxonomy places the organism in Eukaryota, Fungi, Ascomycota, Sordariomycetes, Togniniales, Togniniaceae. Gene Ontology annotation, biological process: sister chromatid cohesion. The coding region runs from base 1 to 3501 and encodes 1166 amino acids.
AUGGAGAGUGCAGAUAACAGCGCGUCGCCCUCGUCGACGCCGGCAGCCGACACGCGACGCCGCUCCGGACGCGUCACCCGUGUACCUGAGAAGUUCCAGCCCGAGGCCGCUCUCGCGAACAAGCGCAAGAGGGGCACCGACCAGGAGGAUGACGAUGAUGUCGAAAAUCAGGAUCCAGAUGAGGGCGUCGAUGUGAGCGACGAAGAGGCUGAUGACUCUGGCGACGAGGACAACGUGAGGCCCAAACGGAAGAAGCCCGCGUCGCAAACGACGAAGGCGCGGAAACCUGCUGUCAAAAAGCCCAAGAUCAACGGCGCUGCACAUGCCACUGGUCUCCCGAGCAGACCAAAGGCGAAGAAAACGGCGCGCGUCAUUACGGGCGACAACCGCGAUGGCGAUGGCAUUUAUGCUGAUAUCUUCGGAUCUGGUGAUUCAUCGGAUGACGUGGCGAGUCGAUGGUAUCAGAAAUACCAGGAUGCGGAUGAGAAUGCAGUUACCGACCUGGUGAAUUGUGUGCUGUUAGCAGCUGGAUGUGACCAGAAAGUGACAGAAGACGAUAUCAGAGAUCCUGACAACAUUCAAGGCAGGCUAUCAGAACUGCAGGAUGUUUACCAAGAUCAACAAAUCACAGACUAUCCCCUAGCGAAGGCGAAAGAGAGCAAAGCCUUCCGCGAUUUGCUCACAGGGUUCUUCAGAUCUCUCAUUACCGUUCUACACGAGACAGAUGUCCUGUAUAAAGACGCUCCACUGAUGGAGAACAUCGCCCGCUGGGUCGGCACUAUGUCCUCUUCAAGUCUACGACCAUUUCGACACACUGCUACAGCAGUUGCAUUGGCCAUGGAACUUGCACUCGUAGAUGUUGCUAAGAAGCUGGACGACAGGAUUACAAAAUCAACUCAGCAACUCGAAGCAGAGAAGAACAAGAAAGGAAAGAGCAGAAAUAAGAAUAUGCUCGCUUCCUUGCAACGCCAGCUCGAUGAAGCGAACCAUAACCGGGAGCUUUGCGGUGAUCACAUCCGUGAUUUCUUUGAAGUUGUGUUCGUGCAUCGAUAUCGCGAUAUCGACCCUCGCAUUCGGACUGAAUGUGUAGAGGCGCUCGGGUCAUGGAUCUGGGUCCUCCCCACAGUAUUCAUGGAACCAGAGUAUCUGAGAUAUCUUGGCUGGAUGCUCUCUGAUAUCGUCCCUUCAACUCGACAGGAAGUACUCAAGCAGUUGGCACGAGUCUUCAAACGCGACGCGUCGAAAUUGGGCCACUUUAUCGACAGAUUCAGGCCUCGACUGAUGGAAAUGGCAGCCAAGGACUCCGAUAUUGGUGUUCGUGUCGCUGCUAUUUCCGUUAUCGAGACCUUGCGGACUGUUGGCAUGCUUGAGCCUGAUGAGAUUGAUGCCACCUGCAAGCUGAUCUACGACUCGGAACCCAGGAUUCGCAAGGCAGUUGUUCAGUUCUUUGCCGACUCUGUUGGCGAUAUUGUUGAAAGCAAAGUCGAAGAGAUAGGUGGCGCUGAGACUCUCGAAGAUCUUUUCCUCGAGACGGAAGAUGCUGAUUACUCUUCACCACGAAAAGAUUGGAUCCAGAUCAAGGCCCUUGCAGAAACACUUGCCGCCUACGAUGCACAAUUGGAGGAUGAAGUACCUGAUGUCCCUCGUGGACUUGAUAUUGGUGCCGAAAUGGUUCAUGCAGCUGUGCCGGAAACUCGAAUUUCGCUUGCUGCGCAGGCUCUUUACGAAAAGGUUGAAGCCGUGAAGAACUGGGAGGCAUUAUCAGGAUUUCUCCUAUUCGACCAUUCGACUAGCACCAAGUCAAAGUCGAAACCGAAGGGCGCCUCAGCAGAUGCAACGUUCCGCAAAGCAGUUGCUCCCGAGGGAUCAGAAGAGUCGGUUUUACUCGAAGUCUUAGCCUCAUCAGUUAGGCAGAGCCUAGUACACAGCCAUGACGCUGAGAAGAGCAAGAAAAAGCAGGCCAAACUAGAGCCUACUGAGUCCGGCGAGGACAUUGCGUUGCACCUAGCCCUUACGAUCCCAAAACUUCUCAAGAAGUUUGGGGCCGAGCCAGCUACUGCAACCGUGGUGUUGCGACUCGAGCAUUCAUUAGACCUGGAUGUGUUCCAGCAACUGAGACAAGACUCUACCACAUACUCACGACUACUGGACGAGAUUUGCACGCAAUUUAACAGACAUGUGGACAAGGGUGUCUUGACAGAAGCAACCUCUGCACUUCUUCAUGCGCGCAAAUAUGAAGAGUUAGAGGAGGUGGCGGACAGCAAGAUCUCAGGAUUAUGGGAGAAUAGCAUCAACGCAUUGCGAAACUUCGACAAAGUCGCUGAGCUCUCCAUGCGCGGAAACCUCGAAGAGUCCGAACUCAUUGAGUUACGAAACAUUUUGACUAAAAUCAAGAACCUGGCGCGGGUAGCAGACUGUGUUGAUGUUCUGGAAGCCGAAAGCAAAUCUGAUGAUUCGAAAUCGCCGGCGGUUGACAUUUUGGUGAAGACAGUCCGUCGCGGGCGGUAUCACCAGGUCGAUGAAGAGCUUGAUGAUCUUGAGGAUGAUACCACUUCACUUGCCAUCCAAUGUUCCAUGUUUUACUUCAUGUGGAAAGUACGCUCAAUCAUGAGCGCUGUCGGCAUGCAAACCAACAUAGCCAAUGAAUCGGUCGACCGUCUAUCUCUUCUACGCAAAUCCUUCCAGACAUAUCUCAUCGAAACCCUCUCAUCUCGAGCUAUCAAUGAUGACCUACGUCUCUUUGCCACCGGCUCUCUCUGCGAUCUACACGUUCUACUUUCUUCCAUUCAACAAACAAUUACGCAAUGGCAACAAGCAGGAGCAGCCAAGAAAUACGAGAACUUGCAAAUUCUCGUGCAGCAGAUCCCGCCCGGCCUGGUGCCUGAGCUCAUUUCUAUCUUCGAUGGAGCUGAGCGGGCGUACGCAAAGAAGACAAAGAAGACAUUGAAUGAGCCCGCGGAAGACGAGGAUCCAAUUGAUGACGAGCCUUUGGAUGAUGAAGAGGAGGAUGAAGAAACAUCCCCAGAGGAAAAGCGUGCUGCCGAGUUGAAGGCGGAAAAGACACUCUGCGAGCUGACCGGCAAGCUUGUCAUGGCUAUACUCUCUCGAGUUGUCGACCUGGCUGGCCCUCAGCCUGGAAGACUUCGAAAGCGGCUGUUGCGAAACCAACUGAAACUGGGAACCAACUUCAGAGAUACGCUGGCCUACCUUGAUGAGAAGAAGCUAAAGGAGUUGGUAAGUGGCAAGAAGAAGAGCUCCAAGAGCAAGGGCAAGCAACCUGUAGCGGCAAAGAGACCGGCAAUCAGUGAUGAGAUCGUGGUUGCGGAUGAUGACUCGGACGAGGAAGAGAACCCUUUCGAGGAUGAUGAGCCUGAGGAAGGUACUAUCGAGGAUCUGCGUCGUCGAGAACUGUUGGAUGAUCCCAUCGAGAAUGAUGAAGAGCAAGCCGAUGGGCCUGCUAACGAUGGAAUGGAUGAGGAUGAUGAUAUUCUUGGGGAUUAA